Messenger RNA from Nannospalax galili (Upper Galilee mountains blind mole rat), 1964 nucleotides. RefSeq names its product ORMDL sphingolipid biosynthesis regulator 1 (gene Ormdl1). Gene Ontology annotation, cellular component: endoplasmic reticulum membrane. Gene Ontology annotation, biological process: intracellular sphingolipid homeostasis; negative regulation of ceramide biosynthetic process; ceramide metabolic process. The transcript is spliced from 4 exons. NCBI's taxonomy places the organism in Eukaryota, Metazoa, Chordata, Mammalia, Rodentia, Spalacidae. The record is from RefSeq and is a predicted model, not a curated record. Bases 178 to 639 code for a protein of 153 amino acids.
CGUGCGGCUUCCUUGGCCCCGGCAGCUGCCCGAGGGGCGGGGUCGGCAUGGGGAAGAGCGGGUCCGUCUGCAUCCGCGGCGCUCACGCCUGGGCAGGCCAAGCGUCCACAGGACUUGCCUCUCCCUUCGUGGUCGUCUUGCCUCGGGCUGAGGGAUGUGCAGCUGCGAAGAGCAAACAUGAAUGUUGGAGUUGCCCACAGUGAAGUGAAUCCGAAUACUCGUGUAAUGAACAGCCGGGGUAUGUGGCUGACAUACGCACUGGGAGUUGGCUUGCUUCAUAUUGUUUUACUCAGCAUUCCCUUCUUCAGUGUUCCUGUUGCUUGGACCUUAACAAACAUUAUACAUAAUCUGGGGAUGUAUGUAUUUUUGCAUGCAGUGAAAGGAACACCUUUUGAAACUCCGGACCAGGGUAAAGCAAGGCUCCUAACUCAUUGGGAACAGCUGGACUAUGGAGUACAGUUUACAUCUUCACGGAAGUUUUUCACAAUUUCUCCAAUAAUUCUAUAUUUUCUGGCAAGUUUCUAUACGAAGUAUGAUCCAACUCACUUCAUCUUAAACACAGCUUCUCUCCUGAGUGUACUUAUUCCCAAAAUGCCACAACUACAUGGUGUUCGGAUCUUUGGAAUUAAUAAGUAUUGAAAUGUUUUUACAACUGAACAAAACUGUUACAGCUACUGUUUCCUCUAAGGAAGGAGUAGUGAACUGCACUGUUUCUGUGAUAAUGUGAAAUAAGGAGUAUUUACAUUGAAGGACCAAUUAAUUACCAGUUCUUCAUAGGCUGUCUUGAAGUGCAGAAUUCUAAACAAUGCCUCUGUUUAAUGUGUUUGGUAUGUUUCUGAGAGAGGCUUUAUAGGUAGACUGGGCAGGCCCAGCUUAUAAGUUAAUGGCAAUACAACAAGGGUACAGUAGAUAAAUCCAAGGAAACGAGAGAUUUGUAAGAGACUAGGACCAGUUUAUAGUGAAUGGGCAUUAUGUUAGGGAAAGAAGAUUCCAAUCAUUCAGUCAUAGUCCAUUUAAACAGAAUGACAUGUAAACCAAAAUCAUCUGUCUACAAGUGUUUAUUGUCAUACACAUUCCACUUAUUUUAUAUGACAUACAAGUCCCUUCCUACUUUAUAUAUGUAUGGACCUUUUUGGUUUUGCUGGCUUAGUAUUGUAUGUUGAUAAAUGAGGUCAUUUUUCCAUUUAUGACAUGACAGAGUUCAUGAAGGUCCACCUUCAUGCCUGGUCGGGGAUAGAAGAUAGCCAAGUGUCUUAUAGUCAAGUCUCUGAGUCAACAUUGUAAUUUUGGAACAAAGUGGGUUUUACUGCUUUUCCAGAAACAAGGCUGCUAAACCAAUUACAAGAAUAAUUUAUUUCAAGUAGUUCAAGUAUAGCAUAGUUUAAAGGUAACUAUUUAUUUGGUUGUACAAGUUAGUAAAGUCUGACAUUCUUCAGAAAAGGAAAUACAAAAUAGAGCCAGCUGUUGUCUGGGAGAACUGCUUCUCUAGGGGUAGAAGUAAAGUAAUGGAGAUAACAUUGUCUUUUCUGUCUUCCUGCUCUUAAUACUCAGCUCUCCCAUUAAUGUUUCCUUUAAAUCUGUGGGUCUUAGUGUAUGUAGAUAACCCCAAAUGAUAACUAUAUCCACAGCAACAACUAUGGUGAAUUCUUGUGACUUAGGGAAGCUGUCUAUAGUUGCCAGCAUUAAUUGCAAGAAAUUACUACUACUUUGAGAAAUAAAUACAUUUUUUUAAAGGUAUAUCUGAUAAAGAUGAAAAACUCAGUAGCAAAAUUAAAGAGUUGUGGAACAACUUAAAAAUCAAUUUGUAUCAAACUGACUUAGGGGUAGUGAUCAUUGUUUCAUAUUUCAAUAGUACUGAAUUUAGAAGUCAGUUGUAUGAUACUGCCUUUGUACGUUUGUCUUUUUCUGUGUAUUUUUUAAAAACUGGUAAUCUACACUUUAAUAAAACAUUUUCCUUGGUGUAA